Molecule: messenger RNA, 2325 nt
Organism: Choloepus didactylus (southern two-toed sloth)
Lineage: Eukaryota; Metazoa; Chordata; Mammalia; Pilosa; Megalonychidae
Gene: LAMP1
Product: lysosomal associated membrane protein 1
Exons: 9
Coding region: 230-1474 (414 amino acids)
Cellular component (GO): membrane
Source: RefSeq, a predicted model, not a curated record
CUUCUUCCUGCCCUGCGGAAGCCGGAGCGGCUGGGGCUCCUGGAGUUCUCUGGGAAGCUGCUGUCCCUGUAACGCCCCUACCCUCGGUCUCCCCGCGUUUUGGCCUAAUCCCCGCCAUUCGAGUUGAGGCGGGUUGCAGGAGGUGCGGGUCGCCAACCGCCAACCGCCUCGAGACCUUCUCGCGUCGCUCGGCUCCUCACUCCCCGGCCUCUCCCGUCCCCUCGCGCCCAUGGCAGCCCCCAGCGGAGCUCGGAGGUGGCAGCUGCUUCUGCUGCUGCUCGCAGGCCUCAUGCAUGGUGCAUCUUCAGUGUUUGUAGUGAAAAAUGGCAACGGGACAGCUUGCAUAAUGGCUGACUUCUCAGCUGCCUUCUUGAUGACUUAUGAUACUAAAAGUGGCUCUAAGAAUGCGACCUUUGUCCUGCCAUCUAAAGCAGAAGUACUAAAUAGCAGCACUUGUGGUAAAGAGAAUACUUCUGACCCCAGUCUAAUGAUUGCUUUUGGGAGCGGACAUACAUUGACCUUAAACUUCUCAAGGAAUGCAACACAUUACAGUGUCCAGCUGCUAAGUUUUGUAUAUAACUUGUCAGACACAGAUAUUUUCCCCAAUGCAAGCUCCAAAGAAAUCAAGACUGUGGAGUCCAUUACUGACAUCAAGGCAGACAUAGAUAAAAAAUAUAGAUGUGUUAACAGCAACCAGAUACACAUGAAUAAUGUAAUAAUUACACUCCAUGAUACGACUAUCCAGGCAUACCUUUCAAGUAAUAACUUCAGCAAAGAAGAGACACGCUGUAAGCAAGAUGUAACUUCCCCAACAACAGCACCUCCAGGUCCAAAGCCUACAACUCCUUCACCUUCUCCAGUGCCAGGAAGUCCAUCUGUGUAUAGGUACAAUGUGAGUGGCACAAAUGGAACCUGUCUGCUUGCCAGCAUGGGGUUACAGCUGAACAUCACCUAUGAGAAAAAUGAUGGCAAGACUGUGACGAGAGUAUUCAAUAUCAACCCAAAUAAGACCGCAGUUAGUGGGAACUGUAGCUCUCAUUUAGUGACUCUGGAGCUCCGAAGUGAAAAUGUCAUUCUUGUCUUCAGUUUUGGAAUGAAUGCAAGUUCUAACCGGUUUUUCCUCCAAGGAAUCCAGUUAAAUACAACUCUUCCUGACGCCAGAGACCCCACUUUUAAAGCUUCCAAUGACUCACUGAGAGCACUUCAAGCCACUAUUGGAAAUUCUUACAAGUGUAAUGCUGAGGAAAAUGUUCAAGUUACAAAGACAUUUUCAGUCAACAUAUUCAAAGUGUGGGUCCAGGCUUUCAAGCUUGAAGGUGACAAGUUUGGAUCUGUGGAAGAAUGUCAGCUGGAUGAAAACAACAUGCUGAUUCCCAUUGCUGUCGGUGGAGCCCUUGCAGGACUGGUCCUGAUUGUCCUGAUUGCCUAUCUCAUCGGCAGGAAGAGAAGCCAUGCUGGCUACCAGACGAUCUAGCGUCCCCACUUGCUCAUCGCCACCACCACUGUAGAUCAGCAGCAGUUGCAAGGGGUCUAUAUUCAUUUUCCCUGAGCUUAAAUUGGUAUUGAAAGGGAGGCAUACGUUCUUGCAAACUGUUUUUCAAGUCUGCUUUAUCAAAUGUGAAGUUCAUCUUGCAACAUUUACUAUGCACAAAAAAGUAACUAUUGAAAUGAUGGUGUUAAUUUUGCUAACUUGGUUAAAUGUUUUGCUAACUGGUUAAAUAUUAAUAUUUACCAAAGUAGAACUCUAAGGUAAGGGUAAGAGUACAUUUCUAAAUUGGCACUGGCUCCACUAUCAUUUGACUUCUUAAGAUUCUGGUAUUUGGUUUCUUCAUUCUUUACUGUAUUCAGAUUUAAGCCUUACAAAGGGAAAAUGCUUGGUCUUAAUACUUAAAAUUGAUGAAAGCUAGGUAAUUGUUACGUAGAAGAAGAAAAACGUAAAAGUACUCCAAAAGAUGAAACUAUGAAAUGCUUAAAUUAAGCUUUGAAAACCAGGACAGGCUGGACCGUACACGGUGUGCAGCAUUCAUCAUUCAAGCAUUACAGACUUAAUUGGGCAUAUCUUUGGUAUUUUUGAUGCUCUGCCACUUAAGAACUGGCACUUUUUAAAAUAUAAAAAUGGGUGUUAUUUUUAUUUACUUUUUUGUAAAGUGAUUUUCAGUCUUCUGUUUGAAGUUCAGGGUGCUCCUAUUUCUGCACUUGUGUACAAUAUAGAUUUCACUCUACUGAUUUAUCCGCUUACAGCUUGGUUGGGGUUGUACACUUCAAGGAUCAGUUCAUAUGUAAUGCAUUGCCUGUAACAAUGCUAAUAAAAAUUCUCUUUCUUUA